Pseudo-nitzschia multistriata is the source of this 2535-nucleotide messenger RNA. Lineage: Eukaryota; Bacillariophyta; Bacillariophyceae; Bacillariales; Bacillariaceae. The record is from the annotation of a GenBank genome assembly.
GGAAUUACUGUCAUUGUCAACCUCGGCACACAAAAUUCCAUUCGUAAUCGAUUUUCCGACACCGAUUCAUAUUCCCUUCGAUAUUGCGAAACUGAUCYAUCCAUCCUUCCAUCCACCGAUCCAUCCAUCAUCGCAACAUGUUUUUCCACAAGAUUCUCCUCUCGGUAGUUGCCGGGCUUUCGCUGCUGGCGUCGUCUGUGAGUUCCCAGCAAAUCCGUGGUCAUCCCCAGCCCGCAGCACGCAACCUGCAGGUGCCCGAGGUUUGCGUCCCCGAGCCGAUCCGUACCCUAGCAAACGGCACCGAUGUCUUUGCGGAAAAAAAGUUCCUCGUCGUCUUUUUGGCCGAGCCCCAGAACCGCACCAACUUUAUUGAUGUCCUCGCCCUGCAAAAAACGGCACCCACCGCCUACGACGAUUCUGUUGACUGUUCCCUCUCUGAGGGAUCCAUCCGGUCCCUCAAGAAUUGCACCGUGGUGACCCGAAACAUCAUCUACGAGGAGGCUUCCCUGCUGAUGGAGUGCCUGGAAUACUCCUCGAACUCCCUGGACGGCAGCAGCUUCGUGGUCACCAAGAACUCCUACACGCAGGAUCCCUACUGCGGUUGCCAGUGCGCCGGGGACGAUGGGGUCUCCUUCCAGGCUUUCAAGCAGCCCAACGGGACCUGCACUGGCUCCUGUCCCUGCUCCGGGCCCCGGCCGGAAUGCAACUGCCCUGCCCCCAACAACGCCACACUCGUGGAAAACUGGAACACCCUCUACCAAAACGCAUCGGAUGCCCUCGGUGUGAACGUGACCAUAGUCAACGCCACGGACGUAAGGGUCCUCCAAAACUGCGUCAAUACAUUCAACUACACCUACAACGCCACGUCCGUCUGCCUUCCCGCGCCGGAGACGAACCCGCCCACCCACGCUCCCACCCGGUCGCCUACGAAACGGCCCACCAAGAGACCGACGAAGCGACCGACCAAGAGACCCACCAAGAGACCGACGAAGCGACCAACAAAGCGUCCCACUAAGAGACCCACUAAAAGACCUACAAAGAGGCCAACCAAGAACCCAACCAAGAGCCCUACCGGAGCUCCAUCGGCUACCCCGACAAAGGCCCUAUCCAUUUGUGAGUACGAAAUAUCGACUGGUUUUCGGCGGUAUACUUUGCUAUACGGGGGAUCGCUUCGAUGCCGCCUUUUCGCAUCCUGUUGUCUGGUCUCUUUCGUCCUCUUGAUUAGGACUGACAGAUUUUUACUCACCCCUUUCCCCCCACAUUUUGAAUCAUUCUAUAUCGUUGCCUCCUCAAACCACCAGGCGAUAAGGUUUGUGCGAAUCCUCUCUACAGUACACUCUGCGCAUUGCUGACGGAGUUCGAUCUCUGUGCCGACGAUGCGCUCGGUGACCUGACCUCGACCUUUACGCUUUUUGCCCCUGUCGACUCGGCCUUCGCCGGAAUCGACCGAGCCGUGGUCUCCGAUGGUGAGAUCCUGGAGAUCUUGUUCUUGCACGUUCUCCCUAACGUGGCCGAGACUUUUGACAGCCUGGUGUGCAACAAGAUCUACAAGACUCUUCUCGAUGGACAGAGCACCGAGACCCUCUGCAUGGAAUCUAUUGACCCCGCUGUUCCAAUCUACAAGUUUCAGAAGGGAGCCGGAAACCAGGGAGUGGAGUUCGAACUGCCUCUCGUUUCGAUGACCGUCGACGAAGCCUCCAACGGCAACAUUCUCGGUGUUGACAAGCUCAUCCUCCCACCCCUCGGACCAAUCGGUACGUAACACGCCAGAGCCAAAAGCCGACAUGGCCCUCCACACCUGUCAUGGCUUCCACGUUUAUCCGGGAACAUAUUUCAAAGCAAGCUUUCACUGACCAAAUUUUKUUUGUUUGCGUUUGGCUCCUUCUCUUAUCUGUCUGGUUGCCUUUACCGUAUCCAGGGGACGAGCUCUGUCGCGAGGGCACCGAAUACACCAUCCUGUGCUUUUAUCUGGAACAAACCGGGCUUCUCUCCUCACUAAGCGAUCUGAGUGGUAUCACCCUCUUCGCCCCCACCGACGAGGCGUUUCAAAAUACCAGGCCCGAGAACCUCGAUUCCAACAACAUCGAAACCCUUCUCCUGACCCACGUCAUGCCCGAGGUCCAUCUCCCACCAACCCUCGCGUGCGGAGGCAUCUAUCCAACCCUUGCGGACGACCAAACCACCGAGACGACCUGCGUAGACGGGUCCGACAUCAAGCGCCAGAUGGGGCUGGGGAACCACCCCAACAGAAACCGACCGAGGCUCAUCGAGCCGGUGUACGCUUACGGCAACGGGAACGUCAUCACCGUGAAGGAUCUGAUCCUGCCUUCUGCUACGGAGACGCGGGGGCCGACCCUGAGCCCCACCAAGUCGCCGGCUCCCACAACGAUCUUCACGUUCCGGCCGCAGUAAGAAAUUCCUCCGUCCGAAUUAUAGUUCACACUCUACAUUUUGACGCAAUCGAUUUUCAACAUCUCUACUGAACACGAGGAACAGAAUCGUCUGCGCAUAGUUCUAAAGUUUUUUUCCGUCAUC